Phanerochaete carnosa HHB-10118-sp is the source of this 927-nucleotide messenger RNA. RefSeq lists its product as uncharacterized. The coding region runs from base 1 to 927 and encodes 308 amino acids. The record is from RefSeq and is a predicted model, not a curated record. Lineage: Eukaryota; Fungi; Basidiomycota; Agaricomycetes; Polyporales; Phanerochaetaceae. The transcript is spliced from 2 exons.
AUGCAGACAGACGAGAAGGACGACCAUGUCAAGGCGCUCCUGUUGGCCGUCGCCACCUUCCUCCGCGACACCGUGUGCAAAGCGUACGGUGCGCUGCGCGAGAAGGACCGACUUGUGCAGGAGAGCGAGCGGAAGCGCGCGCGUCUCGGGCAAGAGAUCGGAACACUGAACGAGGAGGCGUCGAAGCGGGAACAGCUGCUGGAAGAUGCGAUCGCCACGGCCGACCGCGGCGCGAGCGAGGCCGCGCGUCUCAAGGGAGAGGUGCAGAAGCUCGAGGGCGCGAAGCAGGCAGACAAGAAGAAAAUCGCCGGGCUGCAGAUGGAGGCUGAACAGGCGAGAAGCACGGAACGCCGCCUACGAAACAAGGUCACCGACCUCGAGGCCGAGCUGCAAAAGACGACGGCGGAGCUCGAGACGCAGCGCGAGUCGGCGGAGCAGCAGCGGCAAGAGAACGAGGAUCUCCGGCAGCAGAGCCAGAUCGAGUACUCGUUCGACGAGCCCGGUCCGCUGGACGCCUUCGGCGAGUUUGUGCAGGGCUCGUCCCGAAGCCAGAGCUGGGAGACCUCCAGCGUCGUAUACGCCGAAGACAUCGACCUCGACAGCUCGCCGUCCCGACCCUCCACGCCCGCGCCCAGCGCAUCGCACUCCUCGCGUGCACCAUCUGUUGCUUCGUCCCGUGUGUCCUCGAAAACAUUCCGGCUGCGGUCGACGUUCAGCUCACAGGCACGGAUGGCGUCUGGCAGCGGCGCAGUGCCGCAGCGCCCCAAGUUUGUCUCAGACUGGUCGCUGGACCCCCCAGCAAGCAAGCGCAAGCGUGUCGCGGCUGACGAGAGUAGCAAAAAGUUUCCGAUAAAGGUGGACGCGAAUGGACGACCUAUUGGGCAGCUGCAAAUCGGGCCGCGAGCGAGACUAAACAAGUAUAACUGA